Molecule: messenger RNA, 840 nt
Organism: Anisakis simplex (herring worm)
Lineage: Eukaryota; Metazoa; Nematoda; Chromadorea; Rhabditida; Anisakidae
Source: the annotation of a GenBank genome assembly
AUGAAUGGACAAUCCCAGCUGAAUGCACACCUGAAGGAUAGCGUUGUUCACAACUUGCUCUACUUCUCCAGGAGUUAUGGUCUCUUCUUAAUUUGUUUUCCGGAUGCAGUUCCAUCAGGUACUACUCUAAUGCUUGUCCUUCUUUUAUCCCCUACGGCAAGUCAUGUCAGACGGGAAGUGGCACACAAUAUUGGAAGUUUCUCGAAAUUCGGCUCACCGUGUGUUUGGAAUAGCGAUUAUCACCCGUCAGAUAUCGCGUUCGAGAAGUACAACAGUCUACAGUUGUACCGAUACUAUGCAAUGUGGGGUGCAGCUGUUCUCUACUUACUUGGAUUGGCCGUAUUUGCGGUUUGUUCGGUGAUGGGUAUGAUCGGUUGCUGGCGGCGUAGCACUAAGUUUGUUCUUGCCACUGCACUCUUCAUGCUCUUCUCAGUAAUGUUUCUGGCUGGUUCGAUGGCCUGCUGGCAUUUGGUCAGCUAUCUUGAGAGGCAUGUGCUUGAGGUCAGUCCGUUCUACAAAUCAUGGGAACCGAUUUUGAAACAAACGACUCGAUUCAAUUACGGAUGGUCAUACGUAAUUUCAUGGGUUGGCAUUGGAUUUGUACUACUUGCAUGUAGCUUUAUGCUUCUUUCGUAUAAGAAAAUCAAGGAAGAAGAGGAACAAGCGUUCGAGGCGAAACAUGGUGGAUAUAUGAUGCCGAAUGUCUAUGACAAAUCGUCUGCAGUAAUGCCAUAUGCGUAUGGAACGUACGGAGGUUAUGGAUAUCCAUCUCCCUACUAUGGUCAGUUCGGUCCGGCUGGAAGUGCUCCUUACUACGGCUAUAUGACAUAUUCUCACUAA